Molecule: messenger RNA, 1251 nt
Organism: Saccoglossus kowalevskii
Lineage: Eukaryota; Metazoa; Hemichordata; Enteropneusta; Harrimaniidae
Product: ileal sodium/bile acid cotransporter-like
Biological process (GO): bile acid and bile salt transport
Cellular component (GO): membrane
Molecular function (GO): bile acid:sodium symporter activity
Source: RefSeq, a predicted model, not a curated record
UAUUACUGUGACUAUAAUUGCCAUUCAACUGGGAAUGGGAUGUGCUACUGAUCAUUUGGAACUACGUGAUAACUUACGACGUCCGUGGGGAGUGGCUGCUGCAAUCGUCACGCAAUUUUUCUUAAUGCCAGUUGUUGCCAUGGCUUUUAUUUAUCUAUUCGAUCUAUCGUAUGGGUACGCCAUCGGAACUAUCAUUAUGGCGUCAAGUCCCGGUGGAGCACUUUCUAAUGUGUUUUCGUAUUGGUCUAAGAGUGACGUGUCGUUGAGUGUGUGUAUGACGACAUGUUCCUCGGCAUUUGCCUUCGUGGCUCUACCCGCUCUGCUGUUACUGUUCAGUGAAAUAUUCGCAAGUGACGAGCCGAUUAAAGUACCAUUCAAAAGUGUCGCACUAACAUUAACUAUGAUACUAGUGCCAUCCGCACUGGGAGUAUUUAUUCGAUAUAAAUCAUUACGUGUUGCCGACGUCGUUGCUAAGAUAUGUAGCGUGGCUGGAAGCAUUGGAAUUAUCGCAUUCAUAAUUGUCAAGUUUGUUAAUUCUCCAGAAAUCAUAGCCGCUACGUAUGAGCCUUACGUCAUUAGCUUGGCUUUGCCGCCAAUUGGGUUUUCGAUAGGCUUCGGCUUAGCAGCUGUAUUAAAACUGAUUCCUUAUAAACGAAGAGCAGUUGCCAUAGAAACCGGCUAUCAGAACGUGGGCCUUGCCUUGGCCAUAUUCACAUUGUCAUACCAAGACGAUCCGGUUAUUAACGAAAUGCAGGCGAUUCCAAUAUUUUAUGCUUUGGCAAGUACAAUGUAUGCCCUCAUCGCUAUUGGAUUAUACAAACUAUAUUUAAGAAGGAAACAACGUGGAGUUUUUGAUGAGAAAGUAGCUUUGCUCAUAGAAGAAGACAACUACGAUGGGAGAAAUGGAAUAAAGGAUUUGUCCUAUGGAAGCACUUCCGAUGUGAAAGAAGUCUUUAAAGAACACGAGCCUUGAGAGGAAAUACUAGUACUCUAUUGGGCCGACAUUAUUUGCAUUAAGACAUUGUUUAUGCAUAAAAACUGGACCAGGGGCCUUUUGUUGCCUUUUAAUUUAAAACUUGAAGUUGCAUAUCUGUGAGCAAUCAUUGAUUCGUAGAAGUAACCCAAUUCAGAACUUUAUUUAUUACGAUGGCGACACGAAUUUAUUGUCCCGAAGUAUGCCAAUCGAUAAUUUUAUAAAUUCUAUAAAAAUGAUUAUAUUUGUUAAGUGAGGUACAAUAAAACAAAACUUUU